CAGAAAAACUAACGGAUUUGCCACUAUGAGCUUCUUGGUUCCUAGUAGAGGAACCAAGAUUCCUCUAUCCAUCAUCGUUCUUGUUAUAUGCGGUUUUAUGUUCUUCGUUCUCUUAUACACCGAAAGAAUCAGCUUGAUGUCCUCUUCCACUUUGUCUUCUAAUGUCCUCAAGUUAAAGUCUUGUCCUAGGAAAGACCUUAGCUCUAAACCUAAGGAUAUAGUUCAAGAGGAGAAAGUUCCAGAGGAGAAUGGUCGAGAAGAGAGGUCAGAAAAUAUGGAUGUGGUGGACGAUAGGUUUGAAUUCGAUCCAGAAGAGUGUAAUGUUGCAGCCGGGAAAUGGGUUUACAAUAGCUCAGCUGAGCCACUCUACACUGAUGAGUCAUGUCCAUACAUCGACCGUCAAUUCUCGUGUAUGAAAAACGGAAGACCAGAAACUGAUUAUCUUCGGUGGGAAUGGCAGCCUGAUGACUGUACCAUCCCACGAUUUAGUGCGAAGUUAGCAAUGAACAAACUGAGAGGAAAAAGAUUGCUAUUUGUGGGAGAUUCGUUGCAACGAAGCCAAUGGGAAUCGUUCGUGUGCUUGGUUGAAUCAGUUAUACCCGAGGGAGAAAAAUCAAUGAAUCUUGGCCAAAAAUACUUUGUUUUUAAAGCAAAGGAAUACAAUGCGAGUAUAGAGUUCUACUGGGCACCAUAUAUUGUGGAAUCGAACACGGACUUGCCUGUGAUUUUGGAUUUGAAGAAAAGGAUAGUGAAAGUGGAUUCAGUGGAAGAUCGAUCCAAGUAUUGGGAAGGAGCUGAUAUUCUAGUUUUCAACACUUAUGUUUGGUGGAUGAGUGGAAUCAGAAUGAAAGCUUUGUGGGGUUCAUUUGGAAACGGAGAGAGAGGUGCGGAGGCUUUAGACACAGCAGUGGCUUACAGGCUAGCGCUCAAGACAUGGGCUAAUUGGGUUGACUCUACCGUUGACUCUAAUAAGACUAAAGUCUUCUUCACCACCAUGUCUCCUACUCACUCUAGAAGUGCGGAUUGGGGGAAGCCAAACGGCCCUAAAUGUUUCAACGAGACAGAGCCAAUAAAAGAUAAGAGCUUUUGGGGAACAGGCUCCAACAAGGAGAUGAUGAAAGUGGUGUCAAGCGUCGUGAAGCACAUGGCCACGCACGUGACUGUCAUUAACAUUACGCAGCUCUCCGAGUACCGCAUCGACGCCCACACAUCUGUAUACACGGAGACAGGGGGCAAGAUGCUAACGGCCGAGGAGAGGGCUGAUCCAAUGCGUCACGCUGAUUGCAUACAUUGGUGCCUCCCUGGGUUGCCCGAUACGUGGAAUCGGAUCCUAUUGGCUCAUUUGUAAGUAAAAAGAGCUAGGAAACUGAUGAUGAAAACGGGAAUUAACCCAAUUAAGUCCUCUCUCACUAUUUUCUUCUUGUGUUGUGAGACAUUUGUUUUUUUUUUUUUAAAUAUAUCUGGAUGUAACGUGGUAAACGAGACGUGAAGUAAAUUGAAAAAGGAAGAAAAAAGAGAGC
Messenger RNA from Brassica oleracea var. oleracea, 1520 nucleotides. Its product is annotated as protein trichome birefringence-like 3. NCBI's taxonomy places the organism in Eukaryota, Viridiplantae, Streptophyta, Magnoliopsida, Brassicales, Brassicaceae. Bases 26 to 1348 code for a protein of 440 amino acids. Gene Ontology annotation, cellular component: Golgi apparatus. Gene Ontology annotation, molecular function: O-acetyltransferase activity. The record is from RefSeq and is a predicted model, not a curated record. The transcript has 5 exons.